CUCGCCUACCCGCGCGCCGACGGCUCGCUACAGUCUCGUCGCAGCCCCGGUGCGGAGUGUGUGCUAGACAGCUCGCGACGCGCAGCCCAGUACACAGCCAGAACGGGACUCUGAGACACGGGCCAGCCAGCCAACAUGUUACGGACGAGUUGGCCUCCACUGGUGUUGGCGCUGCUGGUGACGUGGAGCGGUGCGGUGAACACGCAGUUUGUGUCGGACGGCGACUGCGCCCUGGUGCUGGACAGGCCCGGCAGGACGAGCGCCUACGACUACGCCCUCAACGCGCUCCGCGGAACCUUUGGGUACGGCGGCGAGCACACGUGUAUCACCUACGACGCCGUCAACCAGGCGUAUCUACAAGCGAGAAAACGCAUAAAUGUUGCGCAGCCAAAGUCACAGAUAUGGAAGGCAGAGGAGGUGGCCACGCUGGGAGAAUUGUUGCUGGACAUUUCCAUCAACUUGGCCAAAACAUAUGGACUGAGCUACGAAGAGAUCGAGAAGGGUUUACCUCUGAUCGACACUUCUAAGACGCUGAUCCGCGAAGUGUGUCCUGCUUUCCUGUCCAACGUGGAAUGCAGACCCGGCAAGUACCGUCGCUAUGACGGUCUCUGUACCAACCUGCAGCACCCUACCUGGGGCGCCAUCAUGACCCCCUUCUCUAGGUUGGUGGGUCCGCUGUACGCUGACGGCAUGACGGCGCCCCGCAUCAGCGUGUCGGGCAACCAGCUGCCGCUGCCGCGGAUCGUGUCCCGGACGAUGCACCCCGACGAGGGCUAUCACGACCACGCGGGCACUGUCAUGGUCAUCGCCUGGGGGCAGUUCAUGGACCACGACUACACACUCACCGCCACGCCGCUCGACCCUCUGAAUCGCAACGAACCGGAGGAGUGCUGCAAGCGGCCGCCGCACCUGAAGAACCCCUACUGCCUGGACAUCCUGAUCCCAGAGGACGACUACUUCUACAGCCUGUUCAACGUCCGUUGUCAGGACUUCGUCAGGGGCUUCCCGGCACCAAGGCCUGGUUGCAGACUCGGUUCCAGGGCACAGUAUAACACACUCACUGCCGUGCUCGAUGGAAACACGGUGUAUGGAGUCACUGAGAAGUUUGCCAGGCAUCUACGCGCCGGCUAUGGCGGUCUGCUCCGUAUGAAUCCCGUUUUCAAUGAAUAUGGACUCAAGGACCUGCUGCCGCUCAAGCUGGACAUCCCGGAUGAGGGCUGCACGCGUCCCAACAGGUCCAUGUACUGCUUCGAGGGAGGUGAGAUUCGAGUGAACGAGCAGCUGGUGCUGACGUGUAUGCACACGCUGAUGGCGCGGGAGCACAACCGCGUCGCCAACGGGCUCGCCCAGGUCAACCCCCACUGGGACGACGAGACGCUCUUCCAGGAAGCUCGCCGUAUCGUCAUAGCCGAGAUCCAGCACAUCACGUACAACGAAUUCCUGCCCAUCAUCCUCGGCAAGGAAGUCAUGGAGAAGUUCGGCCUGCUGACACAGAAGGAGGGCUACUGGGACGGCUACGACCCGAACGUGAACCCAGGCGUGAUCGACGCGUUCGCCGGCGCCGCCUUCCGGUUCGCGCACUCGCUGCUGCCCACCGCCGUCGAGCGCUGGAGCAAGGCCCACAGGUUCAUCGCAUCCAAGCGGCUGUCUGAACUGAUCCGCAAGCCGUACGACCUGUACCGAGCUGGAGUGAUCGACGAGUACUUCAUGGGCCUCAUGAACCAGGUGGCCCAGGCCGUCGACGACUCCGUCACUCAGGAGGUAACCAACCACCUCUUCAAGAAGCCCGGGCAGAGGUUCGGCCUCGACCUGGCGUCUUUCAACAUGCAGCGCGGUCGUGACUUCGGUCUGCCGGGUUAUAUGGAAUUCAGGAAAUUCUGCGGACUGCCUGGCGCUGAGACGUUUGAGGAACUGUUUGGCACCAUGUCCAACGAAACUAUCAGGAAAUACGCCGCCAUUUACGAACAUCCGAGCGACGUGGAUCUGUGGUCGGGCGGCCUGUCGGAGCAGCCACUGCCGGGCAGCAUGGUGGGCCCCACGUUCGCCUGCAUCAUCGCCACGCAGUUUAGCUACUCCCGCCGAGGGGACCGCUUCUGGUACGAGCUGCCCAACCAGCCCUCCUCCUUCACGCCAGAGCAACUACAGGAACUUCGAAAAAUCAAGCUGUCCAGGGUCAUCUGCGACAACACUGACAUCAUAGAUACGAUACAGAUAUAUCCUAUGGUACUGCCUGACCACGAGAUCAACCCGCGGGUUCCGUGCCGCAGCGGGGUCAUCCCCAGCAUCGACCUGACCAAGUGGGCAGAGUUUGGCUCGCCGCAGCAGUUGCCCGCCGCCUCCACCUACGUCAGCAACAUCGCCUCCGUCUUCGACGUGCUCGGCAAGAGGAAGAGGAAGUAGUGCGACGCUCGCCACGGCGCGGUGCUGUAAAUACGAAAAACUUGCUGCUCCCGACGGCUGUCAAGCAAGACAGCUCACGGCACCUCGGAGUCAAACCGCACGUCGUUUUGAAUUGUUAUUCAGUGCUUCCACGCCACCACGGCUGCUCUGCAAGAUGAUUCAUACCACUUUCGAUAACAACGGCGGACUGAGAAUCCUUAUUAUCCGAAGUCAUAAUGACGUCGGACUACGCCUUAGAUAGGUCGGUCUUUGCCAUGAAGUUACAUGCAGUAUUUCUGCAGUGCUACCGUAACAGCGCCUUUACUGCCUUUCUACCGCCUAUUUAAUAGUGUACAUAGCUUUGUCGAGUCAGUCAGGUACUUAAGAGAGGUGAUGUAGCAGUAACUUCCUGAGUUUCUUGUCCAGUUGGACUAUUGGUCCAGUCUGUCAUAACAGUCAGCGGCUAUACGUUUCCCUAAAAUAUUCCAUUUUUACAGCAGGAUAGUCUUUUAAACUAAAUCCCUAGAUUCCAUUUCUCGAAUGCUAUGCAACUUAAUAAAUUUCCCCGACGUAGCGGUGUGCUCUAGAAAAAACGAUUCCCGACUUUUCUGUUUGGAAGCCCCCAUUAACAGCCUGCCAUUGUAAAUACUUUAGGCUGGAAUAAAUUAUUGAAGCAGCAGUGGUGACUCUGGAAGCAAUGAAAUUCUAAUUUGCGGAUGGAUAUAGGCGUCAAAAUAUUUUUCUUUCUUAAAAAAAAAUUUCGGCCGUGUCAUGCAAGUUCAUCAGUGACGCCUGUUACCAACUCCACCGUUUAAGGUAUUAAGAUCUAAAUGGUGUGUAAAUGAAUUCACUGGUACCACAUAAUCUGCUCACCAAUAGCAGUUACACACUUCUCUGUAAUCAUUCAAAACUCGCCACACAAUUUGUAAUUUUGUAAUUAAAUAUUUAAAGACACUAUACGUUUCGGCGUUAGCGUUUGUACAUAAAGCAUAAUUGACAUAACUGAUGAGUGAAAGAAACGUGUUAUACUUAUUAAGAUAGAAUUUAAUGUAAAUAAUUGAAUGUUGAUUAAGUUAUACAUGGGACGUAAGACGUUUCCUGGUAUCGGAUGGUCUUUAAUGUUUUUACUUUUUUUUACUUCGACUCAUGUAUAUUUGUUUAGAUAUUUAUUGUCCUGUAAGAUACAGACUUUUUAUAACAUUUACUGUUCGUAAUUCUCACAGUUUUCAAAAUAUUUUCACCUGAAAACACUUUCGGCUUAAGUAUGAUCAGGUUUACAAGUCUAAACACUUCAGUCAGCAAACGAAAUCUUUAAUAAAGGAAGGCUCUUUGGGUUUGGGUAUUGA
This is a messenger RNA of Schistocerca americana (American grasshopper), 3725 nucleotides long. RefSeq names its product chorion peroxidase-like. Gene Ontology annotation, molecular function: peroxidase activity; heme binding. The record is from RefSeq and is a predicted model, not a curated record. The transcript is spliced from 18 exons. Bases 136 to 2400 code for a protein of 754 amino acids. Lineage: Eukaryota; Metazoa; Arthropoda; Insecta; Orthoptera; Acrididae. Gene Ontology annotation, biological process: response to oxidative stress.